UCUGGUGAGUCAUCACGUACAGAUAUUCGGACGUACUUUCACAAUUGCCAUCAUAAGUUGGAAUGAUUGAGUAGAUCUACACUCUCUACUUUCCCAUUUAAGUCUGGAUCAAUGGCCAUCCCAGGCUGAUGCUGGUACAUCGAGGAUCCUGGCGUGUCAGGUUCCAAACACAACAAACAGUUUGAUAUAAAAAAAGUUGCUCUUUCCUGGCAUGCAUGAUUCCGGGAUGAAAGUCAUCGAGAACUGCUACUGUGGGUGGGAGGGCUUAAGGAUACUUCUUUGCCCAUUGGUCUUGGGAUUAAUCUGAAUGCGACACAAAUCCUCUUUUGGUUUCCAACUUUUGCUGGCCACAGGUUUCAGUGCAAUUGGGCUGGGAUGGGACAGGGGGUGGAACGAGGUACUUUUCGAAUCUCAUAAGUUUGUGGGUGACAGGGUCGCCCAUGUGUUGGCGUUAUUUAACACGAUGAUGCAAAGACUGUCACUUUUGACCCCAUAUCUCGUGACACUUCUAUCUGCUACAUCAAUCUUUUUGUUACAUUACUUAUAUGCAGCUGAGGAUGAACAUCAGGUGAAAUGAUUGAACUGGGAAAGGAAAUAUCGAUCUUUGAGUAAGUUC
Messenger RNA from Cantharellus anzutake, 616 nucleotides. RefSeq lists its product as uncharacterized. Lineage: Eukaryota; Fungi; Basidiomycota; Agaricomycetes; Cantharellales; Hydnaceae. The coding region runs from base 308 to 577 and encodes 89 amino acids. The transcript is spliced from 2 exons. The record is from RefSeq and is a predicted model, not a curated record.